Prosopis cineraria is the source of this 1256-nucleotide messenger RNA. RefSeq lists its product as uncharacterized. Gene Ontology annotation, molecular function: S-adenosylmethionine-dependent methyltransferase activity. The coding region runs from base 194 to 1123 and encodes 309 amino acids. Lineage: Eukaryota; Viridiplantae; Streptophyta; Magnoliopsida; Fabales; Fabaceae. The record is from RefSeq and is a predicted model, not a curated record. The transcript has 8 exons.
GAUAAUAGCUCGUGCAGCGACGGACAGGAGUGUGAAAGAGGGGAAUAUCGUAUAGCCACGUAAACCGUACGUCCAUCACUUGUAGUCAGACGAGAUCAACGAUGAAGGAAGAUUAUCCAACGGUGACCUUUCCAUUCUCUCCUCAUCACUUGGGUGCUUCAAGCGUAUCAUCAUCGCGUAGCGAAGGCCCAAGAUGACCAGUUUUCUUGGUCUCAAGCUUCACUGGAGGCGAACUUUUGUUGGUGGAGCCACUGGGGUGUGUACUUGUUCGUCCAUAUAUCCUGCUGUCGUCGCUGGUGUAAAGCAGUGGAAUUACAGGGGUAAAGCUCUUCGUCGCACGGUACUCGGCGCGGGAUCUUCAUUCUUGCUUCAGUUUGCGAGUAUGGCUGGAAAUGGGACCAGUAGGUCCUUCGUUGCGUCCGCCAGGAUUAAGGGUAGUUCCUCCGUUGACGAGUUACUGAAGAAUGUGGAAUGGCCAGAGCAGUAUCCCUUCAAGGAGGAGGACUUCCGGCGUUUUGAUGAGUCUCCAGAUUCCUUGUUCUAUGAAGCACCUCGCUUUGUGACACACAUUGAUGACCCUGCUAUUGCUGCUCUUACUAACUACUACUCAAAAGUUUUUCCACCCAGCAACACUCCAGGUGUAAGCAUCUUAGAUAUGUGCAGCAGUUGGGUCAGCCAUUUUCCACCCGGUUACAAACAAGAACGAGUGGUGGGACUGGGAAUGAAUGAAGAAGAGCUGAAGAGAAAUCCAAUUCUUACAGAGUAUGCUGUACAAGACUUAAAUGUGAACCCCAGACUGCCAUUUGAGGAUAACUCCUUCGACAUCAUUACUAAUGUGGUCAGUGUUGAUUACCUGACAAAGCCUCUAGAUGUUUUCAAGGAGAUGUGCAGGAUACUUAAACCAGGUGGAUUGGCCAUAAUUAGUUUUUCAAAUCGUUGCUUCUGGACAAAAGCAAUUUCUAUAUGGACAUCAACUGGGGAUGCCGAUCAUGUUAUGAUUGUUGGGUCGUAUUUCCAUUACGCUGGAGGAUUUGAACCUCCCCAGGCUGUUGAUAUAACUCCCAAUCCUGGACGAUCAGAUCCAAUGUACAUUGUUUACUCUAGGAAGCUCUCUGCCGCUUAAGAGAUGUAAACUCAGAACUAGUCAAAUCAUUUAGUCUUGUUGUCUUUGAUACGAUGAAAUAGUUUAUUCAUAUUGCACAUAAUUUGUUUUAGUAUUUUGACACUUUUACACGAGUUCUUUCAUGUACUGUAAA